AUGAGUGCUUCUUUCAUAAACACUCCAAAGGGUUCAUUAACCUUUAAGGAUGUGGCUGUGGACUUCUCACUGGAGGAAUGGGAAUGUCUCGAUUUUGCUCAGAGGGCAUUGUACAUGGAUGUGAUGUUAGAGAAUUACAGGAAUCUAUUGUUUGUGGAAAAUCACCCCAUAUGCGGAAAUUAUAAGAAGGUCUUAGAUGAAGACACACUGUACAGUGUCCAUGAGCCUGUGAAUAUCCAAGAGAAGUCUUCUACAUGCAAUGAACUUAGCAAAAGGAUUCAUGAAUCUACCCAAAGUACACCUCAUAAAACUAACCUCAGAGAUGCAUCUCUUCAAUUCUCAAACCUAAAGAUACCUAAAACUGGGAACACCAAAGAUGUUUGCAUGUAUAAAGAAUGUGCAAGCAGUUUAAAUGUAUGUUCAGUAAUUAGUCUCAAUCACGGAAUCCACAUAGGAAAGAAAGAACAGAAUAGAAAUACAGAAUUUGAUGAGGUUUUUCUCUCUAAACAUAAACCAUUGGUAAAGAAAAACUGUAGUGGAGUGAAACUUUACAGAGGUAGUGAAACUGACCAGUGCUUUACCCAGAGAGACUGUCUUCAAAGUCAGGAGAGCAUCUAUCCAGGAAAGAAACCUCACAAAUGUAGUGAAUGUGAAAAAUGUUUUAAACAAAAAUUCAAUCUUAAGAUGCAGCAUAGAUUUCAUACAGGAGGAAAACUUUACAAAUGCAGUGAAUGUGACAAGUGCUUUGCCCAAAAAUCCCAACUUAGUAUUCAUCAGCGAAUUCAUACUGGUGAUAAACCUUAUAAGUGUAGUGAAUGUGAAAAAUGCUUUACUGUGAAAGGCAAUCUGAGAAUUCAUCAGAGGAUUCAUACAGGAGAGAAACCUUACAAAUGCACUGAGUGUGACAAAUGCUUUACUGAAAAAGGUAAACUGAGAAUUCAUCAGCGAAUUCAUACAGGAGAGAAACCUUACAAAUGCACUGAGUGUGACAAAUGCUUUACUGAAAAAGGUAAACUGAGAAUUCAUCAGCAAAUUCAUACAGGAGAGAAGCCUUACAAAUGCACUGAAUGUGACAAAUGCUUUACUGAAAAAGGCAAACUCAGAAUUCAUCAGCGAAUUCAUACAGGAGAGAAGCCUUACAAAUGUAGUGAGUGUUACAAAUGCUUUACCCAAAAAGGCAAUCUGAAUAUUCAUCAGAGAAUUCAUACAGGAGAGAAACCUUACAGAUGUAGUGAAUGUGACAAAUGCUUUCCCAGUAAAUCCCAUCUUAGUACACAUCUGAGAAUUCAUACUGGAGAGAAACCUUACAAAUGUAGAGAAUGUGACAAAUGCUUUACUGAAAAAGGCAGUCUGAAAAUUCACCAGAGAAUUCAUACAGGAGAGAAACCUUACAAAUGCACUGAAUGUGACAAAUACUUUAGCCGUAUAGGUAGUCUCAGAAGGCAUCAGAGAAGUCAUACAUGA
This is a messenger RNA of Arvicanthis niloticus (Nile rat), 1464 nucleotides long. The record is from RefSeq and is a predicted model, not a curated record. NCBI's taxonomy places the organism in Eukaryota, Metazoa, Chordata, Mammalia, Rodentia, Muridae.